Messenger RNA from Apiotrichum porosum, 3588 nucleotides. RefSeq lists its product as uncharacterized. Gene Ontology annotation, biological process: intracellular copper ion homeostasis; positive regulation of transcription by RNA polymerase II; intracellular iron ion homeostasis. The transcript has 2 exons. Gene Ontology annotation, cellular component: nucleus. The record is from RefSeq and is a predicted model, not a curated record. Gene Ontology annotation, molecular function: DNA-binding transcription factor activity, RNA polymerase II-specific; copper ion binding; RNA polymerase II cis-regulatory region sequence-specific DNA binding. NCBI's taxonomy places the organism in Eukaryota, Fungi, Basidiomycota, Tremellomycetes, Trichosporonales, Trichosporonaceae. Bases 1 to 3588 code for a protein of 1195 amino acids.
AUGGUGCUUAUUAACGACAAGAAGUACGCUUGCGCGACAUGUAUCAAGGGCCACCGUGUCUCGGGCUGCACGCACACCGACCGACCGCUCUUUGAAGUCAAGAAGAAGGGCCGGCCGGCGACGCAGUGCCAGUUCUGUCGCGAGAAGCGCAAAGGCGGCGCUAGCACUGGCAGCGUCCACAACAAGUGCUCAUGUGGUGACAUCAAGAACCAGCCGCCCCCGACGUCCAUCAUCCUCAACGCGGCUGCGUCCUCGUCGUCAUCUACAGUUCCCAAUGCCCCGCCUUCCAUACCACCCCCGUCCGCUGCGCCGGUCCAGGCGCCACCGGCGAGCACCACCGUCAUGCCAGCGGCCGUCGCUCCUGCGCAUCCCUUGCCGACUCCCGAGGUGGAGACCAAGAAGGGCAUGCCUGGCUCCACCCCAACAUUCCCGAAUGGCCUGAGGGACGUGCACGAAAUGGCAGCGGCCGCCCAAGCGCUUACGGGCUUGGGUGGCGAGAGCGGACAGGCAGCCGAGCGUAAGCUGCAGAACCUCCUCAACCCGUGCCACUGCUCGACCACAGGCAAGUGCAAGUGCUGCCAGCCCAAGCGCGAGCGUGGGCGCCAGUCACCGGCACAGAGCAACACGCCAUCACGUAUCGACACCCACGUCCAGGUGACCGACAGCCUGAUUGAAAUGUUCAAGACCAAGGCGACGACGACGACCCCGUCCGAGGGCGGUACCUCGGGAUCGGGGUCUUCCACCCCCCAGCAGCCCACUGCCCCCUUCUCGUCGCUGCGUAGCCUCAACCUGGCAAUGACGAGCACCACAUUGGCAUCACCUGACAACCGCCACCGCCCGGCACACACGUCCCCGCACGUCCACAAGGCCAAGCUCUACUCGCCCUACGCGACCAAUGGCAGCUCUACUCCGCGCCACGCCGUCAAGGCUCGCAGCGAGUCGGUGUCGUCGACCCACAGCUACGGUUGGUCGGGCUCGACGUCGAGUGCGUCCCCGCGCCCGCCGCCACCGCGUAUCCGGCCCCUUGCCGACAUGAACAAGUUCCUCGGCGCCGUGUUCAAGGAAGACGGGUCGGUGGCCAGCGAGAUCCCACGGUCAGCCCUGGGGCUUCCUGGCAUCCACACGUUUGACACCAUGGCGUCCAACGGCGGCGCAAAGGUCGAGCCCAUGGAGAUGGAUGUCGACGGGCCUGUCUCGUUCCCGACCGCCGAGGACGUGGUCAUUGGGGCAUGUACGUGUGGCGACGGGUGCGAGUGCCCCGGGUGCGCCACACACGGUAACCUGGCCUCGUCCACAUCGUCACCCAAGGGGGACCACUCGCACGAGUGCGGCGACAGCUGUAAGAGCUGCUUCGACUGCGGUGACCAUCUGUCGAUCCCGUCGGGUGUCAUGUCCAUCGAGCACCUUAUCCAGCUCGCUGCGUCCAAGGUGCCUCCCAACCCGCCUCACGCUCGUGUGGCUUCCGAGCUCAACCCACACGACACGACUGUCAUUCCCUCGGUGGCACAAAUGUCCGAAGACGCCGCUCGCGCAUUCGGCUUGGUGAAGCUGAAGCCGCUGGAGUGCUGUAAUGGCCGGUGCCAGUGUGCUCCAGGCCAAUGCAAGUGCGAGAACGAGUGCUGUGGAUGCUGUGUCCGCUGUCUGUGCGAUGACGACGGCGACACGCUCAUGGCCGACGACGAGCCGCUCGAACCGCCGCAGAAGGCGUCUGGCGGAUGUUGUGGCUCGAGUGCGGCGCCAGCUGCCGCUGCUGCCGCUGUGCCAGCGAGCGCCCAGCUUCUGUCGGCUCAAUCCGCGUCCCCGGCAGCCCUGUCGCCUACUGGAUCCCAGCAGCGCCUACCUUCUCCGGCAGGCAGUACGCCCUCGACAGCGGGUCUUGCCACGACCACGCCGCCCAAUGGGCCCGCAAGCGGCGUUCGCCGUGCGGCGUCCGUGUCGCGUGCCAAAGAAGCAUCCAACGGCAGCCUGUCGCGCCGUGUGUCUGUUUCUGGCCAGCAGUCGGCCACAGGCGCGCUCCAGAGGGCGACAUCGCUUGGAUCCAAGUCGGCAUCCAAGUCGUUGGCCCUGCAUCCCAACCACCCUCGCCCCAUCCUCCCCAAACCCAUCACAAGCGCUGGUCGUCUUGCCCCUCCCCGCUCGGCGUCCAACAGCAGCCGCCAGCCGAGCCCCGUCCACCGCGGCUCGGCGUCAUCCCAGGCGUCGCUCAACAGCAGCCCCUCGCUAAACCCCGUCGCCCUCCCCGGUCCCUCGGACCACCUCCAAGUCCCCGAUGCGCUCCAGGGCUCAGAGGCGGGAGGCACCGACGGUGGUAUGGCCAUUGGCGUCGACGACAUUGCCACAGCGUUGGCAGCGUCCGACGUCGACUUUAUGGCCUACCUCAAUUCCCUCCUCCCCUCGGACGGUGAGGCGUCGGCAUUCUCCAUCGAGCAGGCCAUGUCGUCCACAUCCGCCUCCACCUCCACCGCCCCUCCUGACAUUUCCCUCCUCAACCUCCAGCCCACGACAGUCCAGACCCCCCGCGCGGCCGACUUUGAGUCGUCAAUGGGCGAUAUCCAGGAACUCAUUGCUGGCGCCCUUGCGCAGCAGGGCAUGUUCAACCGCGCCGAUGCCCACACGGAUCCCGAGUUUAACAACUAUCUCCUGUCAAUGCAGGCUGGCACCGCCGGGGGCGACUUGACCGCUGCGGAACAGCCGGAUCCCAGCAAGAUGUACUACGCCUCCUAUGAGGAUACUCGUCAUCUCAUGAACCCCCUCGGUCCCAUGCCGCCCAUGUCCCAGACUGGCGCUGCAUCGUCGUCGUCCGCGCACGUCUCGGCUACCCAGACACCACCCCAGCAGCUGCAGGGACCGACCCCGGGAGACGACUUUUUCCAGACGGACAGCAACUUGCAUUACUUUGAGGGCUUUGGCACCACGUUCCCGCGCCAGAUAUCGCACCUGCCUCCCGACGUGCGUGCGCCGUCGCGUACGAGCUCGCACGGCGAACAGGCCCCCGCCCCCGCCGCGGCUCCCCCGGUGCCAGCCCCGGCUCUGCCAGUCGAGCCUCCUGCCCCUCCUCUGCAGGCGGUUGUCAACCCGGACAUCAUCGACCUGUCCAAGCCCCUCAACCCCUCCGACGUCGACCGUAUCCUCCAGGCCCUCCUGACCCAGCAGGCGCGCCAGGGCGGCGCGACCUCGGACCCGCCCGCCCCGUCCAUCAGCCACGGCAACAGCAACGGCCACAGCCACGAGCCCCCGCCAGCGCUCACCCGCUCCCAGCCGUCGCACACGAGCACUGCGCCGUCCGAGUCUGCCGGUCUCGACCCGAGCGGCGGCAUGGGCAGCGUCGCUGCCGACCCGAACACCAUGUUCCCCGAGUUCAUCUUCGACGCCACGGCCAUGGGGUGUGCGGGCCUGCAGGUGGUGGAGCCCAUGUCACAUGUUCUGCCGGGACCAGGCAACGGGCAGAACCCGGACCAGAGCCAGAGCCAAAACCAGAGCCAGAACCAGAGCCAGAACCAGGCCACCACCGCCGCACAGCCGCAUAAUGCCUGGCUGAGGGAGGCGUGGGCGCCCGACCUCCUCGGUCCGUCGCAGCCGCCUGCGUAG